Molecule: messenger RNA, 408 nt
Organism: Lactuca virosa
Lineage: Eukaryota; Viridiplantae; Streptophyta; Magnoliopsida; Asterales; Asteraceae
Source: the annotation of a GenBank genome assembly
AUGUCGAUCGCAUUGCUAGUUGCAUUAGCUCUUCCUGCUGAUCCAAUUACUUCACUGGUUGAUAUUGCAUUUGUUGGUCAUUUAGGCUUUGCUGAAUUGGCUGUUGUUGGCGUUUCCAUAUCAAUAUUCAAUCUGGUAGCAAAAUUGUUCAAUAUUCCUCUACUCAAUAUCACAACCUUAUUUGUUGCUGAAGAACAAGCAGUAUUAGUCAAGGAUGAUGAUGAUGAUGACUCCACUUUUCUCAGCCAUGAUAGCAUGAGUGGAAGCAAGAAGAAGUUUCUUCCAUCUGUUUCAACUUCUUUAGCCUUAGCUGCUGCUUUUGGGAUUGGGGAAACCAUAGCACUUUUCUUUGGAUCUGGUUCACUAUUGAACCAUUGUUGUUGUAACAGAGCUCAAGAAGAAGGGUAG